Messenger RNA from Punica granatum (pomegranate), 3070 nucleotides. The record is from RefSeq and is a predicted model, not a curated record. NCBI's taxonomy places the organism in Eukaryota, Viridiplantae, Streptophyta, Magnoliopsida, Myrtales, Lythraceae.
UUUCUGAUCAAAACAGACACCUCUGUCACUCUCCUUCUCUCUCUCUCUCUCUCUCUCUAUCUAUCUCUCUCAUGGAAGACGACGAUGAGGCGCUCUCGGCUUCUGAUCCGAGCAGUAGCUCAGAGGACGAAUACGGCUGCCAAGAUGACGAUGAAGAUGGAGACGGAGAUGAAGAAGAAGAUGUAGAGCUCGAAGGUGGUGGAGAAUCUGAUGACAAUGCACCUAGGGCGCCUCCCCUGCUGUCCAAUGACGAUCGGAAAUCAAAGAAUGUGGAUGCGCUAGUGAGGGGUAACCUAGUCGUGAAAAGGCAGUCAUUGAUACCCCGAGUGCUUUCGGUGACUCAAGGAGCUGCGGUUUGUCGAAAACCCUUUAAACCUCCCUGCUCUAAUGGCUACGAUGAUAAGAAUGAACAGCUCGGUCGUCGUCUUUAUGCACGGAAACGGUUUGUUCCUUGGGGAUCCUCGAGGCCUGCUUUGGUUGCAAUAACCAAUCAAUUCAACAUACAAGGUGUCAGUAACGAUGUGGAAGAGGAAAAAAUAAGUCUGCCACCUGGUAUUGAACCAUUGGUCUUGUGGCAGCCUGAAGAACCUGACGGGGAAUCUAAUAGCUUGGUGCCAAUAGAGGUGGAUCCACUUCUUGUUCGCUCCCUUCGACCCCAUCAAAGGGAAGGUGUUCUGUUCAUGUUUGAAUGUGUUUCGAGUUUAUGUGGUGCGGGCAGUAUACAUGGAUGCAUUCUAGCUGAUGAUAUGGGUUUAGGAAAGACAUUGCAGUCAAUCACCUUAUUGUACACUCUUCUUCAUCAAGGGUUCGAUGGGAAGCCUAUGGUUAAGAAGGCCAUAAUUGUUACUCCCACUAGUCUUGUCAGUAACUGGGAGGCUGAAAUCAAGAAAUGGGUUGGAGAGAGAGUUCAGCUCAUUGCUCUUUGUGAGAGCACCAAGGAUGAUGUGCUUUUAGGAAUAGACCGUUUUACAUGUCCCCGAAGCUCUUUACAGGUACUCAUUGUUUCCUAUGAAACAUUCAGAAUGCAUUCAUCAAAAUUUAGCCACAGCGAGUCCUGUGACCUUCUCAUAUGUGAUGAGGCCCACAGAUUGAAAAAUGACCAAACACUGACUAACAGGGCUUUGGCUGCUUUGUCUUGCAAGCGCAGAAUUCUGCUAUCAGGUACACCGAUGCAGAAUGACCUGGAAGAAUUCUUUGCUAUGGUUAAUUUCACAAAUCCUGGAAUCUUGGGUGACAUUUCACAUUUUCGCCGCUAUUAUGAGACACCAAUAAUAUGUGGAAGAGAACCUACUGCUACAGAGGAAGAGAAAAAGCUAGGUUCUAAGCGCUCCACGGAACUUAGUGCGAAAGUGAACCAGUUCAUACUUAGGCGGACUAAUGCAUUGUUGUCAAAUCACCUUCCACCAAAGAUAAUUGAGGUGGUUUGCUGCAAGUUGACUCCUCUGCAGGCAGAGCUGUACAACCAUUUCAUACAAUCCAAAAAUGUCAAACGGGCCAUCUCUGAGGAGGUGAAGCAAUCAAAGAUGCUUGCUUAUAUUACAGCUCUUAAGAAGUUGUGUAACCAUCCAAAGCUUAUAUAUGAUACUGUAAAAAGUGGGACUCCAACUUCAGGAUUUGAGGACUGUAUAAGAUUUUUUCCUUCAGAGAUGUUCUCCGGGAGAUCAGGAUCGUGGAGUGGUGGUGAUGGGGCCUGGGUUGAACUUUCGGGAAAAAUGCAUGUCUUGGCUCGUUUACUUGCCCAUCUUCGCCAUAGGACUAAUGAUCGCAUUGUCCUUGUCUCAAACUACACUCAGACUCUGGACCUUUUUGCGCAAUUAUGUCGUGAAAGAAGAUAUCCAUAUCUGCGGCUUGAUGGAACCACAACAAUCAGCAAGAGACAGAAGUUAGUAAACCGCUUUAAUGACCCAUCAAAGGAUGAAUUUGCAUUCCUGUUAAGCAGCAAGGCUGGUGGUUGUGGCCUCAAUUUGAUCGGAGGAAAUCGCCUGGUCUUGUUUGAUCCUGAUUGGAACCCUGCUAAUGAUAAACAAGCUGCUGCAAGAGUGUGGAGGGAUGGACAGAAGAAGAGAGUAUACAUCUACAGAUUUUUGAGUGCUGGAACGAUUGAAGAAAAGGUAUACCAGCGUCAGAUUUCAAAAGAAGGGCUCCAGAAAGUCAUUCAACGGGAGAGUAGUAGCGAUAGACUUCCAACAGAGGGAAACUAUCUUUCAACUGAGGAUCUGCGCGAUCUGUUCACAUUCCAUGAGAAUGCGAGGUCAGAGAUUCAUGAAAAGAUGAAUUGCCUCCGCUGCCAAAAUACUGAUGAUACAGAGAGUGUAGAUUAUCAGGUAGAGGCAACACCAACUAACAGAAAUGAGUGCAACGAGGACAAAGAUUGGGACAUAGGCUCAUUUGCCGAAAUUGCUGGAUGCUUCCACAAGUUGAAGUCCUCAGAGAAACAGGUGGGGAUUCCAAAAGAAGAGGAUUUAGGCAGUUGGGGCCAUCACUUUUCUGCAACCACUGUCCCCGACAUUAUAUUUCAGGCCUCAGCUGGAGAAGAGGUUACAUUCGUUUUCACCAACCAAGUAGAUGGAAAGCUUGUGCCAGUAGAAGGAAAAGUGAGCCCGGACACAAGUGGAGCAAACAGCACCGCACACAGCUUGAAGCGGCCAUUGAACGAACCUGACUCGGAAAGACGAUGUCAACAACCAUACCAAACUGUAGCUUCAAAUAGACAUUACGGCAAGAGAUUGUUGUCUGAUACUUGCAAGGUUCCACAUGGAGCAGAAGCAAAACCGGCAGUUGACUCGAGUAAGGAGAGGCCUAACAUCUUGCAGAAUAAACUCCAUAUUGCAAAUAAGUUGCCACUUAAGAGAUUACCCCCUGGUACCCUCAAACAUGAUGACGAUUUUGUAUAACAUUUCAGCUUUACAUUGUACUAUAAUUUUUCUUGCUGUCUAGUAUGAUUUUAUGAAAAUCGACGAAAAUCUGAGCAAUGUAUCAUUUGCCUGUAGAAACUGGCUGGAAAGCAUUUUCAUCCAAUGAUGGUGCUUACAAUUGAUAGAACGCCAACUAAUUUUUCCUUUUGGAGUAA